Drosophila busckii is the source of this 1663-nucleotide messenger RNA. RefSeq names its product splicing factor 3A subunit 3 (gene noi). The transcript has a single exon. Gene Ontology annotation, molecular function: zinc ion binding; RNA binding. Gene Ontology annotation, biological process: mRNA splicing, via spliceosome. Bases 101 to 1612 code for a protein of 503 amino acids. Gene Ontology annotation, cellular component: spliceosomal complex; nucleus. NCBI's taxonomy places the organism in Eukaryota, Metazoa, Arthropoda, Insecta, Diptera, Drosophilidae. The record is from RefSeq and is a predicted model, not a curated record.
GUGCCUUAAAAAUCUUCGGCACUGUCAUCCGCGCGUUGCUAAGAAAAAGCGAAAAUUUUGUUUUCGUUGUAUAUUUUACGAAUUAUAAAUAAAUAACAGCAUGGAGACGCUCUUGGAGCAGCAGCGUCGAUACCAUGAGGAGCGCGAGCGUCUUAUCAAACUGAUGGUCGACGAGCAUGCCACGAAAAAGGCCGGCGAAAAGGAAAGAAUUUUCAGUGAGCACCGGCUAAAGUAUCUCAUGGAACUGCACCACAAUGCGAGCUCACAAUUGCGAGAUUUAUAUGAGGAUAAGGACAAUGAGCGCAAAUCAGAAAUUGCAGCGCUCUCCGGACCCAACGAGUUCAAUGAAUUUUAUGCGCGCUUUAAACAAAUCAAACAAUUUUACAAAUCCCAUCCGGCUGAAGUGAGCGUGCCGCUGUCCGUAGAAUUUGAGGAAAUGAUUAAAGUGUACAGCAAUCCGGAGGAGAUGGGCGCGCUUGUAGAGUUUACCGAUGAGGAAGGGGGUGGACGUUACUUAGACUUGAAUGAGUCCUAUGAGCUCUAUCUAAACUUACGUGGCGUUGAAAAGUUGGACUACAUAACGUACAUAACGUCCUUCGAUCAUGUGUUUGAAAUAGCACGUGAGCGUAAGAAUCGGGAGUAUCGCAAGUAUAUCGAAACGCUAAAUACCUAUCUGCAUAACUUUCUACUGCGCAUACAGCCGCUGCUUGAUCUUGAAGGCGAGCUAGUUAAGGUGGAGCUAGAUUUUCAGCGGCAAUGGCUGCAAGGUUCAUUUCCUGGUUGGUCCGUAAAGGAGACUGAAUCUGCGUUGGCAAAUACCGGUGCACAUUUGGAUUUAUCUGCAUUUUCUAGUUGGGAAGAGCUGGCAUCGCUAGGCCUGGAUCGCCUGAAAUCCGGGUUGAUGGCUUUAGGGCUCAAAUGUGGCGGCACCUUGGAGGAGCGUGCACAGCGACUAUUUACCACCAAAGGCAAAACCACGCUGGAUCCAGCCCUAAUGGCCAAGAAACCCAAUGCUAAGAAUGCCAAUGCACAGACACGUGAGCAUGAACGCAAUAAGGAUAUAGCGCAGUUGGAGGCACUGCUUUACAAAUACGCUGAACUUUUAUCGGACCAACGUGCAGCCACCAAGGAGAAUGUGCAGCGUAAGCAGGCACGUACUGGUGGCGAGCGUGACGACAGCGAUGCCGAGGCCAGCGAGUCGGACAACGAUGAUGAUCCCGAUGCAGAUGAUGUGCCCUUCAAUCCGAAGAAUCUACCACUAGGCUGGGAUGGCAAGCCCAUACCCUAUUGGCUUUACAAGCUGCAUGGCCUGAACAUUAGUUAUAAUUGCGAAAUAUGUGGCAAUUUCACCUAUAAGGGACCAAAGGCAUUUCAGCGUCAUUUCGCCGAAUGGCGUCAUGCGCACGGUAUGCGAUGCCUUGGCAUUCCAAAUACGGCGCAUUUCGCCAAUGUGACCCAAAUUGAAGACGCAAUUACGUUGUGGGAAAAACUCAAGUCGCAAAAGCAAAGCGAACGCUGGAUUGCUGAUCAGGAGGAAGAGUACGAGGACUCCUUGGGCAAUGUAGUUAAUCGCAAGACAUUUGAGGAUCUGAAACGACAGGGCUUACUUUAAAUAAUAUUUGUCUCGGCUUUUUGUAAACUUUUAAUAAAUUCAACAAGUAUA